AUGCAAUUCUCCAAGUCUCUCCUUCUCCUGGCGGCCCUGACCACCGGCACCCUCGCUGCUCCCAAGGGCUUCGAGCGCCGCCAGGCCAGCGCUACUGCCUCUGCCGCGCCGUCUUCAUCUUCUGCUGCCGGUGGCUCCUGGUCCUCGACUCCCUCGGACGGCCAGUACUCAACUUCGGGCUUCGGCGGCCAGACUAGCUCUUCCGGAAGUGGUGUGAGCUACGCCGGUAACGUCGGCAACCCCUACGGCAGCAACAUCAUCCAGGUGUCCGAGUCGGACGCCAGCCAGUAUCAGUACGUUGCUCAGUUCAACGGCCCUAGCUCUGGUACCUGGACCGUCGCCAUCUGGAACAAGAUCGGCCCCGAUGGCCAGAUGGACGGCUGGUUCGGCCAGGCUGUGCAGACCUUCACCAUCUCUUCUGGCGAGACCAAGUACGUUGCCUUCGACUCCGACUCCCAGGGUGGCUGGGCUGCCGCUUCCGGCUCCGUCCCCACUGACUCCAAUGGUGGCUACGCCUCCACCUGGGGUGAGUUCGACUUCGGCUCUUCUGGCAACGGCGGCUGGUCUGGCUUCGACGUCUCUGCCAUCGCUGCCCAGAAUGCUGGCCUCGAGGUCCAGGGCAUGCAGAUCUGUGACGUCCUCUCCAACACCUGCUCCUCCCUGACCGAGAACGCUGCCUCCGUCGACAAUGCCUACACCACUGCCCAGACUGAUGUCGGUGGCAUCGGUGGCAACAUCUCUGGCGGUGCUGUCCGUCUCGCUGUCGUCCUCGACUACAGCGGCUAA
Molecule: messenger RNA, 786 nt
Organism: Penicillium riverlandense
Lineage: Eukaryota; Fungi; Ascomycota; Eurotiomycetes; Eurotiales; Aspergillaceae
Product: putative allergen
Exons: 1
Coding region: 1-786 (261 amino acids)
Cellular component (GO): extracellular region
Molecular function (GO): IgE binding
Source: RefSeq, a predicted model, not a curated record